CAAAUGUUUGAAAUGAUUCUGCAAUGACCGGAACCGGAAAUUAAAUGUGUGGUUCUAGGAAUAAAGGCGCGUAGGGAAACAAAACGGUGUACACAAAAAUGUUCCACCUCACAUAAUUCACUUUGAAUUUCAACUCUAUUUUUUUUUGUCUAUGGCUUCAAUGGAUGGUGGCUUUGUUGAUUGCCAUUGCCACAUCACAGCCUGUGAAUUUGCCGAGGAUUUAGAGGAUGUGAUCAAGAGGACCAGAGAGGCUGGAGUCAAAACACUUAUUUCUGUCACUGAAGAGCCCAGUGAGUUUGAAAGAGUUAUCCAGCUGUUUAAAAGCUACCCAGAUCUAGUUGCACCAUGUUUUGGAAUCCACCCAGUCCAAGGCUGUGGGUCCCAUGACCAGCGCAGCGUGAAGAUUCAGGACUUGGAGCCUGCCUUGCCCUUGUUCCAGAAGUACAGAGAUGACAUUGUUGCAGUUGGAGAGAACAUGAGAACAUAUGAAAGCUGGUGGUUCCUUUUAACAAGAGUCUUCAAUAUUCCCAGGCUGCCCAGUGCCCAUCUCAGAUUUGUGCUGAGGGACAAUUCCAUGAUUGGUCUUGACUACACACCUUGGUAUGCCCCCACUUCUCAGGAGAGAGAGGAACAGCUGACUGUUUUCACCAAGCAAUUACAAAUAUCCAAGGAUCUGGAUUUGCCAGUGAACAUCCAUUCCCGAUCAGCAGCAAAGGUCACCAUAGCUACUCUGAAAGAACAGGGUAUCACUUGUGCUUUGCUGCACAACUUUGCAGGGAAACCAUCAGUGGCCAUGGAAGGAGUGCAGGCAGGGUACUUCUUCUCCUUCCCUCCAGCUGUCUGUAGGAAUGACCAGAAAGCCAAGCUGAUCAAACAGAUUCCAUUAGAACACAUCUGUCUGGAGACAGACUCUCCUGCCUUGGGACCAGAAAAACAUGUAAGGAAUGAACCCAAGAACAUUUCACUGGUCUGUGAGUACAUUGCUCAUGUCAAAGGAAUCACACCUCAAAUGGUAAUUCAUGCCACUUCAGAUAAUGCCCUCAGAUUGUUCCCAAAAAUUAAGAGACUUGAGUGACGCGUUUUAUAAUUAAAUGAAUGCUGUGUUAUCUCAUGCUGUGUCUCUGAAAAAGAAAUGGAAUUGUGAAAUAAAAUGCUCAAUCAA
Molecule: messenger RNA, 1162 nt
Organism: Oncorhynchus masou masou (cherry salmon)
Lineage: Eukaryota; Metazoa; Chordata; Actinopteri; Salmoniformes; Salmonidae
Gene: tatdn3
Product: TatD DNase domain containing 3
Exons: 12
Coding region: 152-1075 (307 amino acids)
Molecular function (GO): hydrolase activity, acting on ester bonds
Source: RefSeq, a predicted model, not a curated record